Molecule: messenger RNA, 691 nt
Organism: Astyanax mexicanus (Mexican tetra)
Lineage: Eukaryota; Metazoa; Chordata; Actinopteri; Characiformes; Acestrorhamphidae
Gene: atp6v0e1
Product: ATPase H+ transporting V0 subunit e1
Exons: 4
Coding region: 122-367 (81 amino acids)
Biological process (GO): proton transmembrane transport
Cellular component (GO): proton-transporting V-type ATPase, V0 domain
Molecular function (GO): proton-transporting ATPase activity, rotational mechanism
Source: RefSeq, a predicted model, not a curated record
CCCCGCCCCUCCCGCUCCGCUCCGCUGGUGUUGUGAAGUUUGCAGGUCGGAGUUGGGAGAAGUUCGCAGCGCGAGUUUAACCAUUAAAACUGGACUCAGUUUAACCCCGGGAGAGCAGACCAUGGCGGAGCUGUCGUUCGUGAUCCCGAUGUGUGUGAUGACCCUGUUCUGGGGCAUUGUUGGAGGAGUGGUGCCGUGGUUUAUUCCUAAAGGACCCAACCGAGGGGUUAUUGUGACCAUGCUGGUGCUGACUGCAGUCUGCUGCUACCUGUUUUGGCUGAUCGCGAUACUAGCACAACUGAACCCGUUGUUUGGGCCAGCGUUGAGCAACGACACCAUCUGGUACCUUUAUUAUCACUGGGCAUAGCUUAUCAUGCGUCAGAUGCUUGUACAGUAACCAAAGUUUAAGUCUUCACUUUCUCAAAAAGGAAUACGUCUCAUUCCUGAGGCCUUAUGUAAAGUUCUGACUGAAAAAAAAUUAGUUGGGCUGUGAUGUUUGUCACAAACUGCUGUAUAGACUGGUGUUGUGAUCUUUGAAAAAACACACUGAACAAACCAAACAUGCCUUGUUAAAUCCCCCAUUGUAUUGGUACAUUUACCCUGUGGUGGUGUAAUGCAUUUCCUUGUCAUUCCUUAUUUUGUAUUUAUGUAAAUGUGAGUAAAUGGCUACGAAUAAAGAUUUGGAAAUGAA